AAUUUAUCGACAAGCCGCCACAAUCUGUCGCCGAUAGUCUUGCUGGUCUGAAAUUCUUUUUUGUUUAUACUUGAAAAGCAUUAGUUGCUUUGUAAAAUUAAAAUAUGUUGAAUGGGCAAAUUACACACAGCUAUGUGGGCAACACGUGCAGCGUGGUGAUACCACAUCCACAUGUCAAGGAAAAAGCAAAGUCCACGCCAUCACCUGAUGAAGCAGAGGCCUGUUGUGAGAGAGGGGCUGAGGCAUUGGUCGAUUCGGGGGCGACGGCAUCAGCGGAGGCAACGGGUGCUACGGUACAUGUGAAUUUGGAUCGCAUAAGGAACGUCGAUAUCUUCAUUGGCGACAACGAUUUGUAUUUUUAUGCCGAUGUCAAGCUAUACAAAUUCCACAGCCGUCGCACUUUCGACUUAAGGGGACUGAAAACGUUGGUCAUCAAAUAUGACACGAAUGAGAAUUGCUACCAGCUGUGUCUGCGCUGCCUUCCGCCCGUUGCCAUUCCAGGUAGUGGCCGCGCAGCUGGCAGCGCCGUGACGCCAAAACCAAAGACAGCGCGCAAGGAGUAUAUAGCCGCAUUUCUUAACCUACCAACACUGGCAGACACCUUGCAGGACAAGGAACCGCUGGUGCACGAGUGGAAACUGAAGCGCAUCACCGAUCAGUGCCAAUUACAGCUCGAUGCCCACGAGCGUACCUAUAAACUGACUAACAGUUUUCGCUAUGGGUAUGCUAGUGGCUACAGCGGUCCAUUGCAGACAAGCGAGCUGGAUAAGUCCACAUGUCGUGUUCCUGAGCCAGAGCGACUCAGUCCCUUGCAACGACGUCUGGAACGCAUUAGCGAUGAGAUGAAACGCUUUUCGCGCGACCAGUACAAAAUGAACUUUGUGGAACUGCAGGUUCCAGCCGGACAUCAGAAUCCGUUACGCUUUAAGCCCAAAAUCCAUGAAACGUCCAUGACACAGGAACAGGCGCACUUGCUGCAUAAUCUAUGUAGCCGCACAGCCGCGACUAAAGACUCCACAUCAACGGCCUCCUCGCAGUCCAUAAACCAGCCCGAGCGGCGCGUACAGAACGAAAUCGACUGCGGUCUAAUCAGCAUUGUGUUGGCUAUAUGCUAUGAUGUGCGCACCACCAACAACGAACCGACCUGUGAGUCGGGCUGGACGCGCAGCAUAUUGUGUCCAUUGUUCUGCUACUUUGAGCAGUUCGACAACUAUCGGGACGUUCUGAUAGCGUUUUUGCGUCGUGUGAUCACAUAUCCGUUGUAUCGCAACUUCGAACUGGGUCGCCAGUGCAUUAGGGAUGCCAUUGAAGUACUGAGGGGUGGUCGCAACUGGCUGAUCAAUCAGCUGUUGCUGACCCACCUGCAGUUCGCCAGCGGCGAGCCAUGUCGCGAUAGCUUCAACAACUACUAUCUGGAGGACUAUAUACGAUAUGUGUGCAACGCGACAGCAUGCAGCGAUGAGCAUCUGCGUCUAUUGGCACGCAAUGUCAAGAAUGUGCUAAUGGAUGUGACCAAACGCCAAUUGGAUCUGGGUAUCAUUGAAAUUGAGACUGAACUGAUCCAGGAGCUAAUGCAGGAGAUGCGCAUCGAUGCUGGCAGUGGCAGCGAAUCGCCGUCACAGCACCAGAGUAAUAUUGCUGAUGAUGAUGUAUUAGACACGGAUGAAGCAUCCGGGCUAGAGGAUGAUACAACGACCGACGAUGAUAGCGUAAUUACUGACUCAUUCGAUAGCAUGGAUUUGCGUUUGAUUGAGAACGAUGUCUAUGCCGUCGACGAGGAGAACGAGGGAGAUGUCGAUGAUGGCGAAGAGGAUCAAUCAGAAGUUGAAGAGGAGGACCACGAAAGUAACUCAUCAACCACCACCACCAGCGAUGCUGAGGGCAACAGCGUCAUCGAGCAGUGCACCAGCAACAGCGAAGCUGCCGCCAGCAUCAGUGCCAGUGCCAGUGCUAGCACUAGCACCAAGUAGAAAUUGCCAACGUUCGAGUUGUCAGUCCUGCCAUGCCUAAACCAACCAAUCAACCAACAAACUUAAUGUCAAAGAACGGAGGCUAAACAGUGAUUACUUUUAUGCAAACCGAAAUGUGAAAGUAAAAUUAAAAA
This is a messenger RNA of Drosophila arizonae, 2104 nucleotides long. RefSeq names its product protein SHQ1 homolog. Gene Ontology annotation, cellular component: nucleoplasm; cytoplasm. Gene Ontology annotation, biological process: box H/ACA snoRNP assembly. Lineage: Eukaryota; Metazoa; Arthropoda; Insecta; Diptera; Drosophilidae. The record is from RefSeq and is a predicted model, not a curated record.